CUGGGUGAAUGAAUCGGACGUGCGCGCCGGCAGUUUUUCCGCCUUUUCGAAGCGGCAGUUUUGCUCCAGAAACUCUCUCGUGAUCGUGUCGGUGGCUGCGGCGGGAGAGAACAGCAGUGACUGGCCAAGAGUGACUCGCUCCUCCGAGUCAGUCAGUCGGUGUGCAGCAGGUGAAAGACGCACAUGUGCUCCUACCUCCGCCAUCAAGCAACCACAAGUGCUGUGCAUGGAUUAAGUGCUGUGCGAAGCGGGAACAUGGACUGAAACCCGACGAGUGCUUCACGUCCUCUCUAAUUUCGGAUCUUACACAGUAUGCGGUGCGUGAUUUUGGCCGCCGUUGCGGCUGUGGUCGUCUGCGUCCAGGGUGUCGUCGGCCAGCAAUUGUUCUACUGGGAGCAGCAGCCGGUGCCCGACUACAGCUACGGAGACGUGAUCACCUCGUGGGACCCUGGAGUCCAACAAAGUCAGAGGCUGCCUCGUCUCGCCAUUUCCGAGGAUUUUGAGGCUGCAGCUUCAAGCAGCGAUUAUGUGAAGUCACCAGCUGCAGAUUCGGCGAACGGCAGGCGCAGAGCACGACAGAGAUAUAACGGGGUCAACCAGGGUUCCGCGUUGAAGAGAGCGGAGCAACCCCAGCAGAAGGAUGAGGCCGCAAACGGCCUUGCCGCGGCCGAGAGCGAAAAAGCGGCCGCGCCCAAGAGAACCAGGAGUCGCGGCGGCAGCAGGGCGGAGUCGCCGGCCAGCACUAAGCAACUCGCUCAACAGGCUGAGGAGACAACCACAGCUACGUAUAGAGCAAGGAGCUACAGAGGAAAGUCAUCCUUCUCCGCCCCAGAAGUACCAGGACCGAAACGCGGUGGAAGCACAAAGUUUCCUGAGAGUACGACGGAAGAGGCGGUGGUGAAACGGCGGCCCCUGGAAGCCAGGAGAAAACUGUACGGCGACGCGCAGCGCAAAGAGAGACCCGCGGAGGAAAUAUCCAAUUCCGAGAAACCGACUACAGAGAAACCAGUCAAGCGGUCGUUUUUGCCGCGACCUGAGGAGGUGCCAUCGAGCGAAGUUAGACCUGUGACUUAUAAACCUUCAGUGACUUACAAACCGUCCACUAAAAUCCCGAGUCCAAACGCGUCCAAACCGAGCCCUGAAGUGACAACUUUCAGGCCCCACAAAGACCUUUUGUCGUCCGAAUCAACGACCGUGGCAACGAGCAAAACCUCCGUGCCGGCAAAGUUCAAAUCUGUCACGGUGAUUUCGAACCAUCGCGAGGAAAUUUCAAUUCGAAAAACGACUGACAGACCGAGCCGAAAGGCAACGGUUGUCGUCAAGUCCGUCUCGCCCAAGAGCGAGCACAAAAAGGCGGUGGUAGUUUCAAUUGGAACCACCCCUUCAACCCCUACGCCUGAAGGCACCGCCACCCCUGCGCGCGUUUCGACCAUACUGUCAAUAAAAAACUCGGUGCUCGACCUGUCGCCGCCGCUGCCAAAGCUUUCUUCCACGGCAUCCGCCUCCUACGAUCCCUACUCCUCCCUGAAACAAACUACCCCCUCGAAACCGCCCCCCACAACGACUCGGACCUCCAGCACGACUACUACCACCACCUCCACGACGGACAGACCUUUUCCAGCUCACGUUCCGUCGCCAAGUAACGAUUUGCAGCCGCUAAAAGAGCAAAAAAAGACGACAGCCGCGAGAAGAAGAAAACCCAGUGGUGAAGGUGUUAAAUACUCGACGCAGCGCCCCAAAGGCUCCGAGGAGGACAUCAGCGAAUCAGACAACUAUCCUGAGGAGUUUAAACAGAAGAUCAAGAGUGGUGGAGGCCCGAAGGAAAAUGACACUCCUUUCAUCGUGACACCCUCAAAGGUGUUCCCUGCAAAGAGCACGACUACUUCCACUACCACUUCUACAACAACGACCACGACUACGACCGCAAAGCCGAAUACGCUCCCGACAGAGGACAAGUUCAUCGAAGAAGAAAACCAGCUGUUGAGCGGUAAGGGACGCCGCCCUCUGCGCCCUAGCAGCGGGUCAUCUACGCCGGUAGGACGUCGACGAUCGCCCGCACUCGCCGCCACCACCAGGGCUCCUGGUGACGACAAGGAGGCAGUCAAGAGCGGCACCACUGAAAAGCUGCGCAAGCCCGUCAGAAGUAGGCCAGCGCUACAGACCGCCUCGCUCAUUAACGAAAGCCUUCGUGACACGAAGGACACAGUGGCCAGCAGCACGUCUGAGGCACCUAGACCAAUCUACUCCAGGCUAAAUAGAAACAAACCAGUCAUUGUUUCGGAUGAGGAUAACUCUUCUCCAUUAAAGUUCAGCUCGAAAUACCGCGGUGAUCUGAAGACAAUAGUGUCGAGCACGCCGGUCUACGUGCCCACGGUUCCCUCCUUGACGUUCUCGCUGCUAUCCGAGAAGAAUUCGGCUAAGCAGCGUGGUUCCAAAAUCCCUGUCCUCCCUCCCCGGGUAUUGUCCACGAGACAGGCACCCUCCACCACAACCACGACUGAACCCACAACUACUAUUAUCCCAAUAACCACCAUCACAACUUCUACUGCGGCCCCAAAGACCACACCUACAACUCAAAAAACUACCACAACAACUGCUAAACCUAACACUACCACAACCACAACAACCGAAAUCCCCAGAGUAAUAACUACCACCUCCACCCCAAAAACUACAACCACGCCCACAACAACUACUACAACCACCACAACUACAAAAACACCCACUAGCACAACCACAACAACUAGCACAACCACAACCACGACUACACAAUUGCCAAAAACGCUUCCUUCCAAAACUCGAUCUCAAGAGGCUGUGACUGAAAAAUCCAAGGGCUCGACGCCCAUUAUCAAGCCCCCGACGACGACGACGACGACUACGACGACGACUACGCCGGCACCUUCGACUCCGACGAUUGAUCUCCCGCCGGCUAAAAAGGUCGCAACCAUCGUCACGAGCAACGGUCUGCGCUCUAGCACGGCAAGGACGCCUCAGAUUGACUCGACCAUUCCACGCCUUGAGGCACUCUUUGACUUCUCGAACGACAUCCGUGGCCACCACGCCCUCAACCUGGUGACAGAAAGCUCUCGGUCGGCGACCGAGGCCAGUACCACAAUCUUCUACACGGACCCUUACUCGAAGGUUACCACCUCAGGCUUUGUUGCGUCAACGACGCCAAUGCCGGUGAGUUCAUCAACCACCACAACCACCAAGCCAGAAGAGGACACCCCACCACCCAGGUUUUUAAAGCGCAUACCCAUCCUGCCACUCGGCACCCAGAGCAGCACCCAGGCUUCGAUCAGCUCCACGUUCCCCAAUCAAUUCGCAGCCAGGAGGGAACGUGUCUUGAGCCUUCCUUCAACCACCACCUCGUACACGAACACAAGAAUUGAGAGUGCGACGGUUUCGACAACCAUCCCAACAACUACCCAGGCUGUGCAUGUGUCUUUGAAAAGCUCAACCAUUUAUUCUCCUCCUGAAACUACGCCAUUUGAGUACAAAUCCUCCACGCUGCCAUCGACCACUUCAAAGAGUUUAACUACCACUGGAACGGAUAGUCCUGGAACCACGCCAUUUGAGAAUAAAUCCUUGACAAUUUCCAGGAGCUCUACUGCUAACACAUUGAUGGGCGAAGAAGCAGACGAAUUUUCCGUGACGGAAGCAAGAAACAUAAUUUACACAAGCACACCCUUCGUUUACUCAACAAUGUACACAAAACCUAUAGUGACCAGCACGGUCAAAAUACCAGACAUUCCCGAGAUCGAGGACAAUGAAGUGUCCCAAUCCUCUCUUUCUCCUCCACCCUUGCGCGCGGGUUCAACUCCGUCGGCUCAUGGCUUCCAGACCACGAGUUCCGCGCCUAAGGCUGAGGCACUGACUUCAACAACAACAACAAAGAAAGACGACGAUCCGUUCCUCGACUUUGGGCUGGAUACCACGAACGAGCCUACUUCCAAGGGCACUACCGAGCGAGCUACCUUUAUUUACAAAGUACCACGUAACAAAGGGGGGAGCAAGAGUGGUUCGAGCAGGCUAUCGACGGUUAUGGAGGCGGCAGUUGAACUGGCCAAAUAUCGCGUUCUAACUCCAGACACGGUUUCUUCGACCUCCAGUACGACAACACCGAUAGUAGCAAGCACAGACGCACCUUCAAUUAGUAGCACAACUCAGGAGUUUAAGUGGAAACCUCAUGAAGAAGAUAUCACGACUGAAAAGGUUGAAAUUGUAAAUGCAGAGACUUCAGGGCCAGGAGAUUUAUUGUCCGCUUUGCUAGAUGCACAGAAAUCUUCUUCAACGACCACAACUUCAACCACGACUUCCACAACUACGACCACCACAACAACAACUAGAAGGCCUACCACAACCACUACCGAGUUUGAAGGCCUGGAUCUGACCAGCCUCUUCAAGACGACCACAGCUAAGGCUCAAAGUAAUAGUGGAAGGAAAGUUCCCAAUAACGUAGUGCCCAUCAUCAGUGACAACAACCAAGUCAGUCAAACGACUCGUCGUCCAAGCAGGCGCCCAACAACAGAAGCAACAACCACGACAACAACCACCACCACAACCACAACUGCAGCACCAACUACUAAAAAAGCGAAUCUGUGGGUCGUACCAAAGGAAACUGGCGAAUCCACUUCGGCAUCAAACAACAAGGCUGAAACUAGUAAGGACACGCCAAUCGAUGCUCUUGGAGGAAUAACUGCCAACGACCUGCUCCUGCUCGAGUUGCUCAGCAAACGCGGCGGAGAGACGGCAAAGGGUGAAAAGGCCGCAAAACCCACAGAGCGACCAAAAAUUGAUUUUGCAGGCCUUAACUUAGCGAAACUGCUAGCAGCUGGCGAGAAAGAGGAGCCUAUUGAGCUGGACGAAUCACCAUUUGAUCAGGUGCAAACGACGAAACGGCCGUACAGAGUCGUGCCAACGAACCCUCCGCAGGCUCAAGCACCGCCAGCAGCCAGUGGCGCCUGGAACGCGGUGCAGGGUAGCGGAUCCACGCUCUUCCAGCUCCUCAAGGUCAUCGGCGGCGCCAGCCUGGGCCCGUCCAACGCAGCAGCGCCUGCAGAACCCGCCGACGUCUUCCUGGAAACCGAAGUGACCACUCCAAAACCGCGAGGCAGGCAGCAGUACCGACAGCCGGCACGGAGGCCAGGCCUCAGAACCACAACCACUGAGAAUUUCUUCUCCGCAGAAGAAGUUCCUGAGCCAUUCGACCCGCAGCCGCCACCGCAAUCCGCUCUGGUGACAGUGGCCAUUAACGUGACGAAGACGGUUGCCAGCUUGAUGGCCAGAGUAGUCUCAGGUGCCGCUCGGACCAUUGGAGCAGCCGUGCGGGGCGCCUCCACCGCCAUCCAGGAGCAGUGGCAGCAGCAGCAACGCUGACCGCAUUCCUGAUUAUUUAUUGAACUGCUCGAGUGCCGUUGCCAAUCAGCAAAACUUACUUCUUUAUCCUGUUUUUUCAUGCAUGUACCGGUGAGAGGAUUAGCAAAACAUUUUUAUUUAUACGCUGCUCAUCUUAUCAUUUUGAAAAAUAGUGUUUUUGUCGAACAAGUCAGAGCUCAUCCUCAUCGAUAUGUAAGUGCCUAGAUGGUUUAUAGGACUCGUUUGCUUCUUGUGACAUAAUAGAUGCUAAGGUCGACUUUAUUUUGUAAUGAACGAUUUAGUGUGUGAUUUAUGAAUUUUCAACGCGCAACGUCUCGUGCAAACGGUGCCUAGUCUGAACUUUUUUAACAGAGGAAUUGCUUGCUGCGACAUAUAGCGUUUGUGUAUAUGUGAUGUGACUUGUGUACAUUUUAGGAAAGAAUAUAUAAACUGUAUAAUUUUACAAA
This is a messenger RNA of Cloeon dipterum, 5822 nucleotides long. RefSeq names its product mucin-2-like. The transcript is spliced from 25 exons. The record is from RefSeq and is a predicted model, not a curated record. Bases 313 to 5376 code for a protein of 1687 amino acids. NCBI's taxonomy places the organism in Eukaryota, Metazoa, Arthropoda, Insecta, Ephemeroptera, Baetidae.